This is a messenger RNA of Arabidopsis lyrata subsp. lyrata, 327 nucleotides long. Its product is annotated as putative defensin-like protein 62. The record is from RefSeq and is a predicted model, not a curated record. The coding region runs from base 1 to 225 and encodes 74 amino acids. The transcript is spliced from 2 exons. Lineage: Eukaryota; Viridiplantae; Streptophyta; Magnoliopsida; Brassicales; Brassicaceae.
AUGGGUAUCACAAAAACUUAUGUGACUAUUUUCCUUGUAGCAGUAUUGACAAUUUCGGUUUUGAUCCAGCAAUAUGAUCGUUGCAUUGGGGCAUGUUCGAGAUUUUAUGGAAAUAUGCAAUGUUACAAAAACUGUAGAAACCUGAAGUAUGACGGAGGACAGUGUGAUUUUGUUACAAAAGGUGAAAAAUUACCAGAAUGUUGUUGUUCUUUCUACAAAAAUUGAUACUCUUUCUAGUAAUUGGCUACUUGAGAAUUAUAUUUUUCUCUUCCCAUUAUUUAAACAAUGUAUUGUCUUCAACUUCUUAAUAAUAAAUUUAAUACAAUA